Impatiens glandulifera is the source of this 767-nucleotide messenger RNA. Its product is annotated as 50S ribosomal protein L35, chloroplastic-like. The transcript is spliced from 3 exons. The coding region runs from base 143 to 622 and encodes 159 amino acids. Gene Ontology annotation, biological process: translation. NCBI's taxonomy places the organism in Eukaryota, Viridiplantae, Streptophyta, Magnoliopsida, Ericales, Balsaminaceae. The record is from RefSeq and is a predicted model, not a curated record. Gene Ontology annotation, cellular component: large ribosomal subunit; ribosome. Gene Ontology annotation, molecular function: structural constituent of ribosome.
CUCAUCAUCUCCACCCAUCUCGUUAUCUAUUCAGAUUUCGCACUCUUCACUCUGCAAUAAGACAUUCUGAGAUUGGAAUUGGAAGAGAGAAACUCUGCUUGUGUGUGUAAAGAAGAGAAAUUUGGGCAAAUUAGCAACACCCAUGAUGAUUAUAACAGCGACGACAUCCAUGACCUCUCAGUUCGGGGCUUUCAAAUCCCUGCCGCCAGUUUGCUCCUCUAUUCGCAACUUACCCAUCAAAUCCAUCGGCAUAGUUCGAUUUUCUCAAUUUACCAAGAAAACCCAGACCUUUAAUCUCAGUUCCUCUCGGAGCAUUUCUAGAAUUUCCCCUCUUCUUCCUAGGACGGUUUCGUCUGAUUCCUCUUUGACGCAAAAGGCCCCAUCUUUCUCCGUAGUUGCUCACAAAGGCUACAAAAUGAAAACCCACAAGGCUUCAGCCAAACGAUUUAGAGUGACAGGUACUGGGAAAAUCAUGAGGAGGCGAGCUGGGAAACAACAUUUACUCAGGAAGAAGAAUACCAAGAGAAGAGUCAGACUUUCUAAGAUGCUACAAGUUGACCGGAGUGACUACAACAAUGUCAUUGGCGCCUUGCCAUAUCUAAAGGUGAACCGAGCGAACUAGAACUAGGGAUGGCCAUUGUUUUUUUCUUUCUAAGAAUUGAAAUGUAAAUCAUGCCAACCCUGGCUGUAAUUUUCAGGCUUCUGAUCAACUUAUGUCUAUUUAGAUUUUUCACCCCAAAUGUUGAUUAUGAUAAUUUGUAACCACA